CUACAUUGCAUUUCACCUCUGGCUCUUUCUCUCACUCAACAUCUUGCUCGUACCUUCCGUUUUGCAAACUCAAAUAGACCCCGACUGAAACAAGACAAGUUAGCACAGCCUUGGGCGUCACCAGCUCGCAACGUCAUCAGAUCACGUCCAGAGCGCCGCCAACAGGCAGCCGCACUUCCACCUCAACAACAUCCGCCCACCUUCACCCCGCGCGUUUCUAGCGGAGAGAGACCCACCUUCCAGAUCCGUCUGCAGCGAGAAAAUUUCACCUGUGGCUUCGUUCCUCGGCUACAAAGUGGCAAGCUCCAACACCAACAUCAAGUCUGCACCUCCGUCAGCUGAGCAGAAUCUGAACACCUGUCCCCACCUCCACCAAGGAAAAUGGCCAACAACGCGCGACAAAGCGCCGCGGCGCAUGACGACGAAGAUUAUAGCUACGAUCUUAGCAACGCCAUAUAUGGUCACUUCCCCAUAUCACCCCACCAGUCACGCGCCACGUCCCCAAACUCUUCCAAGAAAAGAAAUCCCAUCACCACCAGCGCCAACCAAAAUCUCGCCAGAAAAACCACCAUCUCACUCAACCGCCACAACGCACCUCCAACCUGGCUUCCGCAAGCCCAGCAAUCUGGCAAAAGAGAAUACAACAUGUCCAUCCACCAGAGCACGUGCUUGAACCUGAACAUGGCGGCGUCGGGACAGAGUUCAGAAUCCGAUCUGUGGAUCUUACCCGAACUCGACGACUGGGAGGAAGGCGAGGAGACGGAGACGGAAUCGAGUAGCCAGGGCACCCUAUCGCCAUCGGCAUCGCAAUCGUCGACAACAGCACCCCAACCGCCAGCAGCAUCUCAGGGACCCAACAAGUGGGCUGGGAGCUUUUUCCGCCGUGCAGCAAAUAGUAAUUUGGAACGUCUGCGGACUCGUCUUGAGGGGGAUGGCUGGGAUUUUGUGGGCGGGCGGUAUCGUGAUGAUGAGAUGAAGUGUCUGGGUGGUGGUGGUGGUGCUGAGGGAGAGGAGAGUUUGGAUGAGGAGUUUGAUGUUGUUGUUUUGUCGGGCGAGAGGGGGGUGUAGUACUACUGGUUGGUCGUGAAAGAGAAGUUACCUGGGUGAGGUAUCGGUGGUAAAAAGAGAAGUAUGUGGGCCGAAGACGAAGGGUUCCGACUUUGACGACAACUUUUCAUAACAUGAGUACACGAGGGUCUUUGCGGUUUUUUUCUAAAAGCGAGUGUUUUUCGACGAUACCCCGGCUGUUUUUCUUUUGUAGUACAUGCUAUUGGUUGGUCACGAUGGUGGAAAAGUUGACCAGAAUAUUACGAGUCACUAAUGCAAACAAAUAUCGACCAACAUGUCGUUAUGACGGAUACCCAUGCUGUUGGAGAUCUCUACCUGAUAAAUUCUGUUAUCGCUUGGAUUGUCCAAUGAAGCUCAUGUCUUCUGAUCUGCAUGUUAUUGCCGUCGACCACUUGGAAUGUAU
Alternaria alternata is the source of this 1471-nucleotide messenger RNA. RefSeq lists its product as hypothetical. NCBI's taxonomy places the organism in Eukaryota, Fungi, Ascomycota, Dothideomycetes, Pleosporales, Pleosporaceae. The record is from RefSeq and is a predicted model, not a curated record. The transcript has a single exon. Bases 382 to 1068 code for a protein of 228 amino acids.